UGAGCAGUUGGUCAGCAGCUCGCUCUACCCCUCGGUUCUCGCAUUUGCGGAAUGAUAUUUCAAUAUGGCAACCGUAGUAACGUCUGCACGAGUCGGUGUGUCGGAAAUGUUUUGAUUCCGUUGACAAAUCGCGACGGCCGGUCGACGUAUCGCACAUAGGGAGGUGCCUGGUGCAUGGUGACCGGUCACACAACGUAGUCCAGCACUAUAUUCUUAAAUUAAACAUACGUUUAGAUAGGUUUUUAGAAAAUUGAGAUAUUGUGGGCAUAAAGAGAAGACGUGGGUGGAAGGAUUCACUGGACUGGAUUGAGAGGCCGUGAGUCGAGAUGGGCAAACAGAACAGUAAACUCAAGCCUGAAGUGCUUGAGGAUCUGAAACAGAAUACUGAAUUUUCUGACGCAGAAAUUCAGGAGUGGUACAAGGGAUUUCUGAAGGAUUGCCCGAGUGGUCAUUUGAGUGUCGAGGAAUUCAAGAAGAUCUACGGAAAUUUCUUCCCCUACGGUGAUGCAUCCAAGUUCGCAGAACACGUCUUCAGGACGUUCGAUGCAAAUGGCGAUGGGACGAUUGACUUCCGGGAGUUCCUGUGUGCACUGAGUGUCACAUCCCGGGGUAAAUUGGAACAGAAAUUGAAGUGGGCCUUUAGUAUGUACGAUCUCGAUGGAAAUGGAUACAUUUCACGCCAGGAAAUGUUGGAGAUUGUCACGGCUAUUUACAAAAUGGUGGGUACAGUUAUGAAGAUGCCGGAGGACGAGUCGACACCGGAGAAGAGAACAGACAAAAUAUUUCGUCAAAUGGACAAAAAUAAAGACGGUAAAUUGUCGCUGGAGGAGUUUAUCGAGGGUGCUAAGAGCGAUCCGUCAAUAGUGCGACUGUUGCAGUGCGAUCCAAGUGCACAGGCUCAGUGAAUUUGUCUGGGCCAAAUGUAUGACGUACAAACGCCAAUAGCGACCCAGAAAAAAACUAAAUCGGGGCCCAGUCCAAUAAAUAUCCCCUCACGAUGAAUUUCCCAAUUCGAUGUCAACAGGCUGGAGUCAAUUUGAGGUUGUCGCAACGCUCCACGAGUCGGAGAUCAUUUUAAUCACUAGUAUCGACUCCUGGGGCGUCGAGAACAAGAGAUAUUCAGAUUAAAUCAGAAUAUCGUGUGGGUAAAGCUGGGAUUAAUACAUUUAACGAAAAUCGUUGAAGAUGGCGAUGAGGUAUCGAAGAAUAUCUCGGAUAUCUCGGAGAUCUCAAUAUCCUGAUUAGAUUUCAAGGUAUUCUUCGGCCCUGGUCUGUGCUAUACACAGAUGGGGCUUACGAAGCCUCAGAAAAAUGUGGGAAUCCCCCGUUUUUUUUUUUGCCAUUUUGAUCUGUCGUUUUCAUGUGGCGACAGCUGAUUUCCACGUUUUUUCCACACGCUCUACGUCAAUAUUUUGUAAGUCUCCUGCAUUGAUGAUUAUCGGUUAUUGGGAAAUUAUGAAUUUUAUGGUUUUUAAAGAGGAUUUAUGGGUUUAUUGAACCGGGACCCGAUAGGCUCCAGACUCACUGGGCCCAGCGCGCUUGCGCAGACCGCAAACUAGUCCGCAAGGCUAGUCCAGUUGCUCCGUCGCGUUUUUAUUAUUAUAUUAAAAUUUAGGAAAGUGCGUCAAGGAUCGAGGAAAAGCACGAGAUAGUAAUCGAUGGUGGUAAUUGUUCGAUAUUUCGAGGUGGAGGGUUGUAUGAUCUCGUCGGUCAAAUGCUGCGAGAGUUUGAUGUUUAAUUUUUUAAUAUUUCAUGGCUGAGUGGUGAAAACUUCUGCCGAUGCACAAGUUGAUUAUCGGGAGCCUCCAUGAAUAAACAUUAUGAGGGAGUGGGGAUGGGUAAAAACAGUGAGGAUUCCAAGUUAAAUUGAAGCGUCAGGAUAUUUUAACGAUGAGUACGCAUGGGGAUAAUCAUUGGAUUCAAGUGCGCUGUGGAUUGACAAACAAAAGGGUCCGGUAAAUAUCGACAGGGGGUGGGCUAUGCGAGAAUUCAAUGCUCGGCCAUGUUUGUUUAAAUGAUUGAGGAUGUGGGGGAGGUAUUGGGAAAACGGUGAUGCGAGAUUUUUUGGUUUUGGGAUAUCUCUGAAGAUGUGCAGGAUGAGUUCUUUGGAGUUGUUUGGAGUUCUUUGGAGUUCUUUGCUAUUUGUUCAAUAUUUUUUCAAAUUAAAAACUUUUCAAGCUAGUUUUCUGAUCCCUUCUGGUUUAUCUUAUUCUUAUUUAUCGAUUUAUUUUAGGUGUUUAUCAGAAAUUUACGUUCGCUUUACGAAAUAUUGUCACUUAAUUCCCCGUGCCUGUUCCACAUUCAGAGAUAUUUAAAACACCUCUCUUCAAUCGUCGAUAUCUUGCAAUUGGUAGAGAGAAAUUUCCCGAUUUUUUUUUCAUCUUCAAGAGCGUUUUUGAGGUUCAAAGGAAGAAUUUAUUCGGUGGAAUUGUACCGUUGGAGAUAUUGGGGAUUGAAGAGGGUAUUUCUCACAUCGCUGUUGAAUUCCUCUCUGGGCUUUCUUCUCCGGUGAUUCUCCAUUUUUAAUGCGAAAAUUCCAUCCUUCUGUCCUGGUUCAUUAUUUUCCUCACUAAUCCUCGAUGAUCAUCCAAAAAAGCUCAAAGUUGUUGUUUUCUUUCUAUUCGUAAGUUAAGGCCCUUUUAUUUUAAAACCCGAAUGAAUAGACAUUUUGCGUUAGACGCCGAGGCACUCGGCCAACUCACGUUUCAAUUAAUCCCGACUAUGAAGAAAUGUUCUGAAAAUAUGAAGAAAUAUUAUGCACUAUCCCGCUAUUGUCGGGCAAUUGUCCAAGAGUCCUUUUUAGAGAUUUAUUAUUAUUUUUCGCUGAAUGAACGUGUCAUUAAAAUGUAAGUGUGUAAAACUGGUGAUAAUGUAUGUACGGAUGAUAAAUUGAUGAGAAUAACGAUUAAAAUGUUUCAACUGCAGAUGGCUAGAGAUUAAUGAUUAUUGGAAUAAUGGGAAUUGGAUAAUGUAAGGCUAUUGAAUGUUUUUUUUUUCGAAAGAUGUAUUUUCAAGUCAUAAUUUAUGGUUAACCAUGUGGUUACAAUAAUGUCUUUUAAUUAAUUGUUCAUUGUCGCUCGAGAGUUAAAUGGUACAUUAAAUAAUUCGUAUUUAAUGGAAAAUAUUGGAGAGCAUAGAACUAUCGGAGGAAGGAAAAUUAAACGUUCAAUAUAAAUUUUCUAGUCUCGUUUGUCGACUAAAAUUUUACGUUUCACUUUCAAGUCCUUACGAAAAUUACUCUCUCGAAAUGCUAACGAAAAAAAAAGCAAUUAUUCUCUACUAUAACUAAGAUGUAAAUUCUCUUCGUCUUGCGCUCAUUAAUGUUAAGUCGUACGAAUCUACUCCAGACUUUUGAUCUAAUUGAUGAUACCUAAACAAUAUUGAAAAUUGAAACAAUGAAUAAACCGAGGAUUGAAGUAAUUUUAACAAUUGAAAAAAAAAACAUCAAAUGUGUAACUGAGGAUGAACAAUUAUUUCCUAUCUCUCAGAUGAAUAAUCACUCAUUGAAAGAUGACAUUCAUUUGGCGUAUCUCCCAGCUAAUUUAAUUGUAGAAAAACUAAUACGAUUAACUGAAUCGUUAAUAUCGUGCAUGAUUUGAUACGACUCGAGCAUCGACAAAUUGCUAAUAUCGAAUAAGCUCCGUUGAAGGAAACAUAUGAACAAAUCAAACAACUUCUGGCCUUUUUGAUACGCAUUUGUACAGAAACUGGUCCGAGUUAUUGCUGAAGGAUUGAAUCGUAAUUAGAGAUGGGGAAUGAAGUGAACUCGAGAAAACCUUAACAAUUUAGAUCUCUCUCCAAACUCUUAUUUAUUUAUUUCCCCCAAAAAAAGGAUCAAUGAACUUCGAGUAUUUUUCAAUAUCAAACAGCACUUGGAAAUGAAUUAUCAAAAUUCUCUAAAUCUUGAGUAAAAUUAAACUCAUUGCAAACUCGUGUUAAUUGUUUAUAAAUCGUAUAAAAUAGACGUAAAUGAACGGUAAUAGAAUUGAAAAAGAUAAUUACGGUAAUUAUCGUUAAUUUAUCGCCAAAGUGACAAAUCGGUAUCAUUAUCGCUCCGCAUCUCUAUUUGAGUAAUAAUCGAGAGCAUUGGGGGUAUCGAUUAAAUAGAGCAGUUGGGAAAUGAAACAAAUUAUAACGAAAGUUUCCAUCCGAAGGCUCGUGACCACAUUUCCGAUACACAUGAACGUUCUAUGGAAUAGCCGAUGCCUGUGCACCUCCUGACCUCCAAUAAUAGAUGGAAAAUGUAUAAUUGGGGCGAAAGGGGGCCGAUGUGUGAAGUUAUUGCUGGAAUAAUGGCGUUUGUCUUCUAAAGUAUUUCAGUAUAGAAGGAAUUAUUAAUUCUGUCAUUAGUGACCUUUUCUCCUCAGGAAUUAAAGCAGAAAACAGAGUAAUUAAAUGAAUCAGUAAGAGAUUAUCUAUUGAGUCGGUACAUACGCUUGUCACAUGUAUUUAAGUCGGGUCAAUGUAUUCAAGUCGACGAUGAUGAUGUGAUGGAGAAAGUUGUCUUGAGAAUUACCACCAAUUGCCACUCUAACGUCUCAUUGGUCAGAGAGGGCAACAUUUCAAGGGGAUGAAAGGGGGAAGAAAAAGAGUGAGAAGGACUUGAUGGUUGUGAUAAGUUGAGAGUGGAGCACAAAAUAUAUAAUUCACCAUGAAUUUCAUCAUGAAUUUCUGAAGAUCUUGAGGAAGCUCCAGCCUUUGGUGGACUCCCAUUAUUUAUCCACUCCCCAAAUGAGUGUCCAUUCGUCUGAAUGAGCGUUGCAUUAGCCUUCUCACAUGUCACAACUCGAAAAAUUAUAAACUAAACAAUGAUAAAUGCGCUUAAUUAUAGGUGUCGCGAUUCAACGAAAAUAUGAAAUGAAAAUUCUUCUUGAAGUCGAUUAAACCGAGAUAUUCAUGACCUAUUGUUAACUAUUUGAAGUUACGAGUUUUGAAGCUUUCUUGCCGCUCGAAUGAACACACAAUUCACCGUCAAGAGCCCCUAUUAUAUUUUCCGGUGUAUACGAACAAUGUGAAAUUCCAAAAUCACCCAUUUUCAUGCUCCAGUUAUCCAGUUCUCCAGUCCCCCUCAUCCCCCUCAUCCUCCUCAUCCCCCUGUCCUAUAGAUAUGUUUGGUGCAAGUGCUGGGGUACGUGUGUACUCCGUAUGUGAAAAUGUGCGAUAAAACAAGAACAAAAUCAUCGACUAAUUGUUAUAAUGUGUUUUUAAACGAUUUCAAUUUAAUAACCACUGUCCUCCGUACGAUAACUUAUAUUUAUGAGAUUGGAGGGUUUAGUUGGGGAGCGAUAAAACAAUAAUUGGAGACCUCCGAUUCUUCUCAACCCUCCGAUCUCCCUUAUCUGUAAUGAAUUACUCAACAGAAUCAAAAAAAAAAAAAUUACGAACGUAA
Fopius arisanus is the source of this 5389-nucleotide messenger RNA. It is a transcript of the gene Nca, whose product is annotated as neurocalcin homolog. Lineage: Eukaryota; Metazoa; Arthropoda; Insecta; Hymenoptera; Braconidae. The coding region runs from base 327 to 905 and encodes 192 amino acids. The transcript is spliced from 5 exons. The record is from RefSeq and is a predicted model, not a curated record. Gene Ontology annotation, molecular function: calcium ion binding.